GUCACCUGCAGCAACCGCACACUCUCGCUCGUCUUCGGCUGCAAGAAAUAUCGUUACCAAGAUGAAGACAGCCCCCCGCUGGAGCACAGCCCCGCCCACCUCCCCAACCAGGCCAAUUCCCCACCGGUGAUAGUCAACACAGAUACCUUAGAAGCACCAGCUUACGUAAAUGGAACAGAAGGUGAAAUGGAAUAUGAGGAGAUCACAUUAGAACGGGGUAACUCCGGCUUAGGGUUCAGUAUCGCCGGGGGCACCGAUAACCCCCAUGUUGGGGAUGACCCCAGCAUCUUCAUUACCAAGAUCAUCCCUGGAGGGGCAGCGGCACAAGACGGGCGGCUCAGGGUGAACGAUAGCAUCCUUUUCGUGAAUGACGUGGACGUGCGGGAGGUGACGCACAGCACAGCCGUCGAGGCGCUGAAGGAGGCCGGCUCAAUCGUGCGCCUCUACGUCAUGCGCAGGAAGCCUCUUGCAGAGAAGAUGAUUGAGAUCAAGCUGAUCAAAGGGCCGAAAGGUCUGGGCUUCAGCAUCGCAGGUGGGGUCGGCAACCAGCAUAUUCCUGGUGACAACAGCAUCUACGUAACCAAAAUCAUCGAGGGUGGUGCAGCUCACAAGGACGGGCGCUUGCAGAUCGGGGACAAGAUUUUGGCGGUAAACAAUGUGAGCUUGGAAGACGUGAUGCAUGAAGAUGCCGUGGCUGCCCUGAAGAACACGUAUGAUGUGGUCUACUUGAAGGUUGCAAAGCCAACAAACGUUUAUCUAAACGACUCCUAUGCCCCGCCUGACAUCACUUCCUCGUACUCCCAGCACCUGGACAAUGAAAUUGGCCACCAGAGUUACCUGGGCAGUGACUAUCCACAAGCCAUGACCCCCACCUCGCCUCGGAGGUACUCUCCCAUCCCUAAGGAGCUGAUGGGAGAGGAAGAUAUACCCAGGGAACCCCGCCGCAUCGUCAUUCACCGUGGCUCAACGGGAUUGGGCUUCAACAUUGUUGGGGGGGAGGACGGCGAGGGAAUCUUCAUCUCCUUCAUCUUGGCUGGGGGACCAGCCGACCUCAGUGGGGAACUCCGGAAAGGGGACCAGAUCCUCUCGGUCAAUGGUGUGGAUCUCAGGAACGCGACGCACGAGCAGGCGGCCAUUGCCCUGAAGAACGCGGGCCAGACGGUCACCAUCAUUGCGCAGUACAAACCUGAUGAGUACAGCCGCUUUGAGGCCAAGAUCCAUGAUCUCCGCGAGCAGCUGAUGAACAGCAGUCUGGGCUCAGGGACAGCAUCACUGCGGAGCAACCCCAAAAGGGGGUUCUACAUCCGGGCACUCUUUGACUAUGACAAGACAAAGGAUUGUGGCUUCCUGAGCCAGGCCCUGAGCUUCCAUUUCGGCGACGUCUUGCACGUGAUCGAUGCUUCGGAUGAAGAAUGGUGGCAGGCGCGGCGCGUCCAUCCAGACGGGGACAGCGAUGAGAUAGGCUUUAUCCCCAGCAAAAGACGGGUUGAACGACGAGAGUGGACGCGGCUAAAAGCAAAGGAUCGGGUGCCGGGAUCAGGCGCUCAAGGUCGAGAAGAUGCAGUCCUGAGCUACGAGACUGUUGUGCAAAUGGAAGUGCAUUAUGCUCGCCCCAUCAUCAUCUUGGGCCCCACCAAGGACAGAGUCAACGACGACCUCCUCUCUGAGUUCCCGGACAAAUUUGGCUCCUGCGUCCCACACACCACACGGCCGAAGCGGGAGUACGAGGUGGACGGCCGGGACUACCAUUUUGUGGCCUCGCGGGAAAAGAUGGAGAAAGACAUCCAGAGCCACAAGUUCAUUGAGGCGGGCCAAUACAACAGCCACCUGUACGGAACCAGCGUCCAGUCAGUGCGUGAAGUGGCUGAGCAGGGCAAACACUGCAUCUUGGAUGUUUCCGCCAACGCUGUCCGGAGGCUUCAGGCAGCCCAACUUCACCCCAUUGCCAUCUUCAUCCGGCCCCGAUCCCUUGAGAAUGUUUUAGAAAUAAACAAGCGGAUAACGGAGGAGCAGGCACGGAAGGCCUUCGACAGAGCUACGAAGCUGGAGCAGGAAUUCACAGAGUGCUUUUCUGCCAUCGUAGAAGGAGACAGCUUUGAAGAGAUCUACCACAAGAUCAAAAGAAUCAUAGAGGAGCUGUCCGGCCCUUACAUCUGGAUCCCAGCUCGGGAGAGACUUUAAGAGCUACAAACUGAUUUUUCCAGAAGGGAUCGUGAAAAGCAAAGAGCCACCGACUCUGUGACAGAGCAGUCUCUGGAGAGAGGGGUUGCCUCUGUCUA
Messenger RNA from Eublepharis macularius, 2279 nucleotides. It is a transcript of the gene DLG4, whose product is annotated as discs large MAGUK scaffold protein 4. Lineage: Eukaryota; Metazoa; Chordata; Lepidosauria; Squamata; Eublepharidae. Gene Ontology annotation, cellular component: neuron projection; postsynaptic density membrane; neuromuscular junction. The record is from RefSeq and is a predicted model, not a curated record. Gene Ontology annotation, biological process: AMPA glutamate receptor clustering; chemical synaptic transmission; postsynaptic neurotransmitter receptor diffusion trapping. The coding region runs from base 187 to 2181 and encodes 664 amino acids. Gene Ontology annotation, molecular function: kinase binding. The transcript is spliced from 21 exons.